Molecule: messenger RNA, 2133 nt
Organism: Oncorhynchus tshawytscha (Chinook salmon)
Lineage: Eukaryota; Metazoa; Chordata; Actinopteri; Salmoniformes; Salmonidae
Product: extensin-2-like
Exons: 1
Coding region: 1-2133 (710 amino acids)
Source: RefSeq, a predicted model, not a curated record
AUGGUGUUUCUGAGGUCACCUCCCCAGCCACCCUGUUGCCCUCAGCCCAUACAGAUGGUGUUUCUGAGGUCACCUCCCCAGCCAGCCUGUUGUCCUCAGCCCAUACAGAUGGUGUUUCUGAAGUCACCUCCCCAGCCACCCCAUUGCCCUCAGCUCAUACAGAUGGUGUUUCUGAGGUCACCUCCCCAGCCACCCCAUUGCCCUCAGCCCAUACAGAUGGUGUUUCUGAAGUCACCUCCCCAGCCACCCCGUUGCCCUCAGCCCAUACAGAUGGUGUUUCUGAGGUCACCUCCCCAGCCACCCUGUUGUCCUCAGCCCAUACAGAUGGUGUUUCUGAAGUCACCUUCCCAGCAACCCCGUUGCCCUCAGCCCAUACAGAUGGUAUUUCUGAAGUCACCUUCCCAGCCACCCCGUUGCCCUCAGCCCAUACAGAUGGUGUUUCUGAAGUCACCUUCCCAGCCACCCCGUUGCCCUCAGCCCAUACAGAUGGUGUUUCUGAAGUCACCUUCCCAGCCAUCCCGUUGCCCUCAGCCCAUACAGAUGGUGUUUCUGAAGUCACCUUCCCAGCCACCCCGUUGCCCUCAGCCCAUACAGAUGGUGUUUCUGAAGUCACCUUCCCAGCCAUCCCGUUGUCCUCAGCCCAUACAGAUGGUGUUUCUGAAGUCACCUCCCCAGCCACCCCGUUGCCCUCAGCCCAUACAGAUGGUGUUUCUGAAGUCACCUUCCCAGCCACCCCGUUGUCCUCAGCCCAUACAGAUGGUGUUUCUUAAGUCACCUCCCCAGCCACCCCGUUGCCCUCAGCCCAUACAGAUGGUGUUUCUGAAGUCACCUCCCCAGCCACCCCGUUGCCCUCAGCCCAUACAGAUGGUGUUUCUGAAGUCACCUUCCCAGCCAUCCCGUUGUCCUCAGCCCAUACAGAUGGUGUUUCUGAAGUCACCUCCCCAGCCACCCCGUUGCCCUCAGCCCAUACAGAUGGUGUUUCUGAAGUCACCUUCCCAGCCACCCCGUUGUCCUCAGCCCAUACAGAUGGUGUUUCUGAAGUCACCUCCCCAGCCACCCCGUUGCCCUCAGCCCAUACAGAUGGUGUUUCUGAAGUCACCUCCCCAGCCACCCCGUUGCCCUCAGCCCAUACAGAUGGUGUUUCUGAAGUCACCUUCCCAGCCAUCCCGUUGCCCUCAGCCCAUACAGAUGGUGUUUCUGAAGUCACCUUCCCAGCCAUCCCGUUGCCCUCAGCCCAUACAGAUGGUGUUUCUGAAGUCACCUCCCCAGCCACCCCGUUGUCCUCAGCCCAUACAGAUGGUGUUUCUGAAGUCACCUUCCCAGCCAUCCCGUUGCCCUCAGCCCAUACAGAUGGUGUUUCUGAAGUCACCUUCCCAGCCAUCCCGUUGCCCUCAGCCCAUACAGAUGGUGUUUCUGAGGUCACCUCCCCAGCCACCCCGUUGCCCUCAGCCCAUACAGAUGGUGUUUCUGAAGUCACCUUCCCAGCCAUCCCGUUGCCCUCAGCCCAUACAGAUGGUGUUUCUGAGGUCACCUUCCCAGCCAUCCCGUUGCCCUCAGCCCAUACAGAUGGUGUUUCUGAAGUCACCUUCCCAGCCAUCCCGUUGCCCUCAGCCCAUACAGAUGGUGUUUCUGAGGUCACCUUCCCAGCCAUCCCGUUGCCCUCAGCCCAUACAGAUGGUGUUUCUGAAGUCACCUUCCCAGCCAUCCCGUUGCCCUCAGCCCAUACAGAUGGUGUUUCUGAGGUUACCUUCCCAGCCAUCCCGUUGCCCUCAGCCUAUACAGAUGGUGUUUCUGAAGUCACCUCCCCAGCCACCCCGUUGCCCUCAGCCCAUACAGAUGGUGUUUCUGAAGUCACCUCCCCAGCCAUCCCGUUGCCCUCAGCCCAUACAGAUGGUGUUUCUGAAGUCACCUCCCCAGCCACCCCGUUGCCCUCAGCCCAUACAGAUGGUGUUUCUGAAGUCACCUCCCCAGCCACCCCGUUGCCCUCAGCCCAUACAGAUGGUGUUUCUGAAGUCACCUUCCCAGCCAUCCCGUUGUACAAGCUUCUUGAAAGACAAAAUCAUUUCCUUACAAUCCUGGUAUUCCCUUACACCCAUUAUCAUCGAGACCCAUCCUACAGAGUAUAGAGUAUAG